UCCAAACCCGCAUUCCGUAUAUAUACUACAAGUAGUUUGUACUAAGAAAAAUUAUAUAUAGAACGAUUUUUUCCAGCGGUGGUAUAUCUUAAAGUCAGUAUCGGCUUUACUGUUAAAAGUCGGCUUUAUCAUCGAAUACUUAGGGAAAUGUAACCAAUCGAACACUCUAAAUUUUAUAAUGUAAACUUUUUAAUGAACAACCAAAAAGUGUAAAUUUAAUUACACCUCUUCUAUACCAUGUGAAUUCUAAUUCCCCAAAGUCACGUUAGGAUCUAUAUCAAAUUAAUCGUCAAAAUAUUAAUAAGGUUUAUACAACUAAUCAAACCUUAGAUUAAUGAAUGAUCUAGCUAGACGGUUCUUGUUUUAACUUUUUGAGAAAGUAUGUCUUAAUCUGAUCGAUCACUGACAUCUAUAAUUGUAUUAUAAUUUUAAGUUUCCUUUACGAAGGACAUGACAUGAUGCAAAGGAACUCUAAUACCACCACCACCAACAACAACAACAACAUCUCCAAUAACUCAUCGUCGCAUCAAGCAUGUGCUUCAUGCAAACAUCAAAGGAAAAAAUGCAACAACGAAUGUAUCUUAUCGCCGUAUUACCCAGCCCGCAAGACGAAAGAGUUUCAGGCCGUGCACAAGGUCUUCGGUGUCAGUAACGUACAGAAAAUGGUACGGACCGUACGUGAAGAGGACCGUACCAAGCUGUCUGAUUCUUUGACAUGGGAAGCUCUAUGGAGACAGAGAGAUCCAGUCCUUGGCUCCUAUGGAGAGUAUAGGAGGGUUUGUGAAGAGCUCAAGUUAUACAAAAGCUUGUUUCAUAAUCAACCACUCCUUGGUUGGGAUAAUAAUCAUCAACGAGUAUAUACCAACAAUAACAACAACAAGACGACCGGAUUAGUGAUGAAUUCAAGUGGAUCGGGAGGAUUUAGUACUGUUAAUAACAAUGGUGUUGGUGUGAAUGGGGAGAUUGUUAAUGGUGGAUCAUAUACAUCAAGGGAUUUGCAAGAUGGUUGGGAAAAUCUAAAGCACGAUCAAAGGCAACAAUGUUAUGCAGCAGUGAUCAAUGGUUUUAAACAAGGGCAACACUAUCUCCCACGUUAAGUACCUAUAAUGUUUAAUUGUUACGUGUUCUAAUCGAACACGAAGCAUGUUAUAUAGUUGACUAUUUCAUAAUUAUUGAAAUUCGUGUUGUAUUUUAUGUCUCCCAGAGUUAAAAAAAGUUGUACGGGUUUAUUCACUCAUUAUGUAUGUCCCUGUUG
This is a messenger RNA of Camelina sativa (false flax), 1255 nucleotides long. RefSeq names its product LOB domain-containing protein 2-like. The record is from RefSeq and is a predicted model, not a curated record. NCBI's taxonomy places the organism in Eukaryota, Viridiplantae, Streptophyta, Magnoliopsida, Brassicales, Brassicaceae.